Didymodactylos carnosus is the source of this 234-nucleotide messenger RNA. The record is from the annotation of a GenBank genome assembly. NCBI's taxonomy places the organism in Eukaryota, Metazoa, Rotifera, Eurotatoria, Philodinida, Philodinidae.
AUGCGUUCUCCAGACGUCCAGAAGAACUUGAUGUGUCAUGAUAUAAAAAUUAAUUGUUUUAAAAAUUCUCGCCGAUAUACGGUAGCUGAUAAUGUAUUGAUAAAGAAUGAUAAAAUAAAAUUAUUAAAUGAAACGAUAAUAAAUGUCUACUGUAAAAAUAGUGUAACCGUUGUUGAUGUAUUAAAUGCAUUAAAUGUGGAAAUGAGAGCCGAAGGUGAUACAAAUAAAACAUAG